CGAAUAGACUGGUUAGUCCACAGUCUGACGUGUUAGGUUUUACAUCUCGUGUAAUUUUAACAUCGUUAACUUAUUGCAUAGGUUUUUAUUUAUUUAUUGUUUCUAUUUGAAGAAAAUGGUUCUCGCCGACAGAAAUUCCGAAAAUUUGCGAAACGGUCGUAGGUCCCGAGGACCAAGUCCUAGUGAACAUUCAUCUGACUUAAGUACUGAUGAAGAAUCAGGUGAAAAAAUACGUGUGGGUCGUGAAUACCAGGCCAUCAUUCCACCCUUAAUUCCUGUCAAUGAAAGGAAUUUAGAAGAAUGUCCCGAUCGUGCUUUAUUGGUCUGGUCUCCUACUAAUACAAUCUCAGACAGAAAUCUGGAUGCUUACAUUACAAUAGCAAAAGAAAAAUAUGGUUACAAUGGCGAACAAGCAUUAGGUAUGUUGUUUUGGCACAAACAUAUACUACAAAAUGCUAUAAAUGAUCUGCCAAAUUUCACCCCUUUCCCUGAUGAAUGGACUGUUGAAGAUAAAGUUCUAUUUGAACAAGCAUUUCAGUUUCAUGGAAAAAGUUUUCAUAGAAUUCGUCAAAUGCUACCAGACAAGUCAAUUGCUACCCUCGUUAAACAUUAUUAUUCAUGGAAGAAAACUCGAUGUAGAACGAGUUUAAUGGAUAAGCAUGCUAGGAAAUUAAUCCGAAAUUGUAAUGAAGACUGUAAUGCAUCAGAUGCUGGGUCUGAAGUUGGUUCUAACACUGACUCUGAUUCAGAAGAUAAGAAGUGGCUCCAAUCUGAAAGGAAGACCGUAUCUCCUCCAAGUACAACUCAGUCGAAAUUGGAUAAUAGUUCUCAAGAUAAAGAUGGAGCUGAAUCCAAAACGACGUGUAGUAACUGCGGUGUAGUUUGUACGAUAGCUCAGACCACUUCAAAAGGCCCUUUGUGUAAUUCGUGUUACACUCAUUGGAGGCGAACUGGAUGUAUACGACCUACCGUUGGACCGGCUAAACCAAGAGAUCGCCACGCGAACAGCGUCCUUGCUCGUAGCAAACGCAAACCCCCUCGAGGGAUGUACAUUAACCAUGACGACCUAGUGACAUUAUCCUCUGCGGAACAACCCCAGCAAGGGGGCGACGCCAUCCUUAAGAGCAUGGACAGGGACAUAGUCUCCCUAAAAAGACAAGUACAAAAUAAUAAGCAAGUAUUAUCCUCUCUUAUAUCGACCACUUCCGAUGGUCUCGGUGACAGUAGACCUUCUGAUAACAAUACUCGCAUUAAUGCUAGGUGGACCAAUGAAGAAAUGCUUCUUGCUGUCCAAGGUAUUCGAAUGCAUGGGAAAGACUUUUCCACAAUAGCUGAAAUCAUAGGUACCAAAACAGAAGCUCACGUACGUUCCUUUUAUGCAAAUCAGAGAAAGAGGUACAACUUGGACAAAGUUGUUUCAGAAUAUGAAGCUGAACACGGCCCCGUCAUUGACACCGAAGUAAAAAUGGAGGUGGAUGGAGAAAAUAACAGUACUUUGGUAACAAGUGCCCCAUCGUCGCCUGCUACGCCGAAGCAUUCUAAUAGCAAUAAGGUUUUAUCAAAGUGAUCAGAACACGAUUAUAUUAUAUUUUAUCAUUUAUUUUGUUUUUCUUAAUUUAAUAAUACGUAUAAUUAUCUGCAUGCUAAAUUCUCAAUGUAGAUAAUUUUUUUUUUAUCACAUAUAAUAUAUGCAUAUAUAUUAUUUUUUCUGGCAUGAUAAUUUUGCUUGUUAAAAGAAAAACUUCAUAAUUGAAAUGUGUUAUCGAAAAAGAAAGCCAUAUGUGUUAAGACUUUUCACAAGAAAGUUAUUUCCUGAUAACUUUCAACAAAACCAUAUUUCUGUUAACUAUCCAUGUUCGGGCACUUAGAUAAAGAAAGUAUAAUACCGACAUUAUUUAAUACUUUCUUCCACUAGCGAAUACUGCCUUUGCAUUUGUCGGUAAUGUACAAUUAUCCGAAGUAUUGAUAAUUUGUUUAUUAUAGUUUUAUUUUUAUUUAGUGAAUAUUAUUGAGUCAUGAUUUAAAAAAAUAAAAUAAAUCAUUACUCUUAAUUUUAUUAUAAAUAUUUAUUAAGAAU
Molecule: messenger RNA, 2077 nt
Organism: Nezara viridula (southern green stink bug)
Lineage: Eukaryota; Metazoa; Arthropoda; Insecta; Hemiptera; Pentatomidae
Source: the annotation of a GenBank genome assembly